CAUACGAGCCCCUCUUGAUCCAAAGUUGUUAAGUGCAAAACCCAGUGCAAAAUGAAAUCCAUGCUCAUUUUCGGCCUUGUGGCCAUGUGCGUGCUGGUGGCCAGCGCCAGCGAGGAGGCGCCCAAGAAGGCCGCCGAACCCGCCGAGCCGGCAGAGAAGAAGCAAGAGAAGCGGGGCAUUGGCCACGGCCUGGGCUACGGCUACGGACCCUCGGCGGGCGGUGCCGUUCUUGGAUCGGGUAUUGGUAUUGGAGGCGGACCCAUCGGCCAAGCUGUCGCUGAGUUGCCCACCCAGGUGCACACCAACACUGUGAUCAGGACCGUGCAGGUUCCUUACCAGGUGGAGCGUCACGUGCCCUAUCCCGUGGAGAAGACCGUCACCUAUCCUGUCAAGGUUCCCGUGCCUCAGCCCUACCCAGUCGAGAGGAUCGUCCAUGUGCCAGUGAAGGAGAUCGUCAAAGUGCCAGUCGAGGUGCCCCAACCCUACCCAGUGGAGAAGGUCGUCAGGGUUCCUGUCAAGAUCGCCGUCGAUCGUCCUUACACCGUCCACGUUGACAAGCCCUACCCCGUUCCUGUCGAGAAGCCCGUACCCUACACCGUCGAGAAGCGCGUCAUCCAUAAGGUCCCAGUCCAUGUGGACCGACCAGUCCCCUACAAGGUGGCCGUCCCAGUGCCAGUCCAUGUUGAGAGCCAUGUGAAGCCCGCCGUUGCCGUCACCCACACCGUCGCCGCUGCCGCUCCAGCCUACAUUAGCCACGGCUAUUCCGGCUACUCCGGCCACGGAAUCUCUGGCCACGGAAUCUCCGGCCACGGAAUCUCUGGUCCCGGCAUCGCCUCGUACGGCGUGUCCGGACACGGAAUCUCCUCGUACGGCGCCUCCGGCCACGGCGGCUACCUCCACAAAAAGUAGAUCCAAUUGCAACACUUACGAGGGCCACUGGAGAAUCGAAGUCGGGUGAAGGCGAGCGCAUAAGCAAGUCGACAUUAUCAAAAUGAAAAAUAGGCCAACAACCUGGACCCUGCCACCCAAUCUGCCACCCUCUCCCCCGCCAAGCAACCCUCAACGUACGACUUAAAAUUUAGUUUUAGUUUGUGAUAACAGCCGAAAUUCUUGGAGGAUCUGGGCCAGGGGAAGAGCUUUGACAGGCGCCGUCGAUGGGUUAAUCCAACCUAGAAAGCUUGCCCCGCCCAUCCGGGUCGCUCUGCCAAUGCCUGUCCCCUCGCCUUCCCCCUCCAUGUGUACAGUUCUUUUGUAGACAGAGACGGAAAAUCAAACAGCAGACGAGUUGCUCCUUCGACUUUUUCAUGAAAAUUUCCUUUCUAUGAAAUGUUUGUACAUAUUUAAAUAAUGUAAAUAAAAAGAAAAUUUGAAAAAAUAA
This is a messenger RNA of Drosophila persimilis, 1378 nucleotides long. It is a transcript of the gene Vajk2, whose product is annotated as chorion protein S38. The transcript has 2 exons. NCBI's taxonomy places the organism in Eukaryota, Metazoa, Arthropoda, Insecta, Diptera, Drosophilidae. The coding region runs from base 52 to 909 and encodes 285 amino acids. The record is from RefSeq and is a predicted model, not a curated record.